Messenger RNA from Seriola aureovittata, 4762 nucleotides. RefSeq names its product high-affinity choline transporter 1-like. The record is from RefSeq and is a predicted model, not a curated record. The transcript has 8 exons. Bases 341 to 2002 code for a protein of 553 amino acids. Gene Ontology annotation, cellular component: plasma membrane. Gene Ontology annotation, biological process: acetylcholine biosynthetic process; transmembrane transport; choline transport. Lineage: Eukaryota; Metazoa; Chordata; Actinopteri; Carangiformes; Carangidae. Gene Ontology annotation, molecular function: choline:sodium symporter activity.
GACUAUGUGGAAAUAUUAAGGAUGUAUAUUCCCAAAUAUAUUUAUAUAUUUUUUUCUUGAUCAAAUUAACACAAAUGAAUGACUUUCCCACUAAUUACUGCUUCACACGCAGCUCUUUAUAGUUGUAGUAUAGUGCUGUGCCAUAUGCGUGCGUGUUUCACCUUGACGGUUGUCUGCUGUGGGUUACAGGUGCAGUUCCACGCGCCUCCACUGAGCUCUCAGAGCAUUUGUGCCAUGACUGUGCUCGUGCAGCAGCAGCAGCAGCGCGGAGGGAUGUGCUGUAUCAUCCAGGCAGCCCGGCAGACGCUCCGUCCUUCAGUGGGAAUCCUGCAGCUCCAUCAUGGCUCUCAACAUCCCCGGAGUGGCCGUGAUGAUGUUCUUCUACCUGCUGGUCCUCGGGAUCGGCAUCUGGGCUUCCAUCAAGUCCAAAAGGGAAGCCAAGAAGGGCCAGGGGGAUAAGACGGAGAUGGCUCUGCUGGGCAACCGGGGCAUCAACCUAGUGGUCGGCAUCUUCACCAUGACAGCUACAUGGGUUGGAGGCGGAUUCAUUGUGGGCACAGCGGAGGCGGUGUACAACCCCUCCAUGGGACUGAUCUGGGCCGUCAUGCCAAUCACAGCAACCAUGUGUUUCAUCAUCGGUGGCCUGUUCUUCGCCGAGCCGAUGAGAAACAAUAAAUACGUGACCAUGAUGGAUCCUUUCCAGAUCAAAUACGGAAAAGUACCGACGGCCGCUCUGUCGCUGGCUUCGCUCAUAUCAGAGAUCAUGUGGGUGACAGGGACACUCAUAGGAUUAGGUGUAACUAUGAGUGUGAUCCUGGACUUGUCCUACACUGUGAGCAUCUGGAUCUCUGCGGCUGUGGCCAUCACCUACACUCUGCUGGGAGGCCUCUACUCUGUGGCCUACACAGACAUCAUACAGCUCAUUCUCAUCUUCAUUAGCUUGUGGCUGUGCGUCCCUUUUGCCCUGAUGAACCCCGCUGUGUUGGACAUAACGGAGACGGCCUACAACAACACCUUCCAGUCCCCAUGGGUCGGUACUCUGGAGGCAGACAGAGCCUGGAGGUGGAUCGACAACUUUCUACUGCUGGGUUUGGGAAACUUGGGUCUUCAGAACUUCCACCAGAGGACGCUGUCCGCCGCCUCCUCGGCUACAGCCAAGAUAACCUGCUUCGCUGCCGCGUUCAUCGUUCCCACUUUAGGCAUCCCGCCCAUACUGCUCGGUGCAGUGGCUGCAUCAACAAAUUGGAACAUGACCUCUUAUGGAUCUCCGUCUCCGCUUGAGCGUGGCGAUACAGGACUUGUCCUGCCCAUCGUCCUGCAGCACCUCACCCCGACCUACAUCUCCAUCGUCGGUAUUGGGGCGGUGGCCGCCGCUGUGAUGUCAUCCACUGACUCUGCCUUGCUGUCUGCUGCCUCCAUUUUCACCUCCAACAUUUAUAGGGCCAUCCUGAGGACACAGGCGUCAGAGCAGGAGAUCCAGUGGGUGAUCAGGGUCUCGGUGGUGGUGGUGGGCCUGGCCGGCACAUCUCUCACCUUCCUGGACAACAGCGUCCUGAUGAUCUGGCUGCUUCGCUCCGACCUCACCUACACCCUCAUGCUGCCGCAGCUCGUCUGCGUCCUCUUCUUCAGCGUCUCUAAUGGCUACGGCGCCAUCCUGGGCUGUGUGGUGGGCAUGCUGCUGCGGGUGCUGUGCGGGGAGCCGCUGCUAGGCAUAACACCUGUGAUCAAAUUCCCAGGAUGCACCCUGGUAAACGGCGUCUACGUCCAGCAGUCCCCAAUCAGAACCAUCUGCAUGCUGUCUGCUGUGGCGGCCAUCUUGUUGUUCUCCUACCUGGCGUCUGUGCUCUUUAACAGAGGCCUGAUUCCUGAGAAAUGGGAUGUUUUUAAUGUGAAAGCUACGUAUUCGUCACAAACACAAGGUGACGCCAAAUCGAACCAGAAGUUGAAAGAACAGAACGAGAACAAUGAAGCGUGUGAACCAAUGUUAGAAUCAACAUGUUAAGUAGGAAAAAUUAUUUGAAAUACAUGUUUCAUCUGUUUUGACUGGUUUGAGAACAAAUGUAUGUAUUGUGUAAUGGCACACUUUUAAUUAUAGUACAGUAUAUUUUCGUUUUGUAUACUUUUAUAUGCAGCAUAAAUGGAAAAAACAUCACACCUAUGCUCUUUGUUAUAAGAGCUCAGAAUGUUUUCUGCAAUUUUAUGCAGCAUUGAUACUUUCAAGCAUUGACGGAUUAUAAGACAAUGGACCCCAGAGCACAGACACAUAAAAAAUAUAAUAAAAUAUCAGAUCAGACUAUAGGUAUAGAGUGACGCAGGGAUGACGUAUUUUUGUAGGCCAACCCGGAAGUUAGCAUCACCCUGGUUCCCUCGUAUUUUGACUGUUUGAAGCUAGAAGUGAAACGCCAACGUUAGGCUACAAACUAACUUCACCACGGUCACAUGACUUCAACGUCACCGCUGCUGAACUUCCAAAUUUGUAAUUCGAUUUAACUCUGACCUCUUCUACAAAAAGGCCUUUCCUCUUUUAAAGUUAGUAUAAACACAACGAUGCUGUAAAGACGGACAUGUGAGUAGAUCGGCUUUCGUGUCCUAUGUGAUGACGUCUAACGUCCCCGACAACACAACCGGCUUUUUUUUUAAAGAGACGUAAAAGCUUUAAAUAAAUCACGACUGGUUUAUUUACUGACAUAUUUUAUGUUGUACAACAAAACGUGAAUAUAUAGUGAUCGUACAUUAUCCUCAGAUCAUGUUAUUUUAAUCGUCUAACGAAAAAAACCCACAGACUUGAGCACGAGGGAACCGGAAGUGCUAAAAUGCUAACUUAUUUCCGGGUUUUAGUACACACUCCUGCGGCACGCAGAUAGUAAAAUUAAUGGACAUGGAUUUGGAUCAGGGGCAAAAGGACAUGAAUAUAACAUCCCUACUUUUAAAUGAGCUCUUUGAAUUUAAUAUCAAUCACUGCCACUUAAUACAGAGACUCUGGUUUAAGGGCCCCUGGCUGCGCCUGUGCCUGGUUGGCUCAUAAGAUGAUCCAUCCGUGCUUUAAAAGUAAUUUUAUAUUUGAUUGCACACCAUUCUUCUUUUGGUUCUUUUGGUCCUGGUUUUAUUGCAGCUUCAGCAUUUAAAAAAAAAAAACAGUGGCUGUCAACAGUAAAGUAUUGCAAAUGUUAAAAACCAGGGCUUCACCUGUGGUUUGAUUAAAACUGCCGACAUGCUGCACAACUGAUCGGUGAAUAAAUACAGAGAAACACCAGCUGGACUAAUUUAACAGGUUCUUUUGUGCCUUGAAGGCCAACUUGAUUAAAUUAUGUUGUACCCAGAGCUGAGAUAAACAGAUAAACAUGGAAGCAAAAAGGGCAAAGUGACCAGAAAUUUAUGUUUUAAACAUGCUUUCUCGCACUGCUUUUAAGAUACAGAUACCUUGUUUUUAUCUGUCUAAAAAUAAGGUAUCCACUCUUCUCUAUUGACUGUUGGCAUAAUUUAACAGUUAAUGGGUUAAUGAUUUUAGAUAGUUUCAAAUAAAAUCAAUUUAGUAAGGACAGAUACCUUUUGUGUUUUAAAAUUAUCAAAAUCUGCAUGGAUAUAUUGCUAAACAUGGAUAUAAUCAGUGUUAGAAUUAAACCCUUAAUUUGCUUAAAGUCCACUGGACUUAACCUGACUUCAUGUGUCCUAUGAGCUUAUGAUGACACACAAAAAUAACCAUCCUCUGUUACAUAAUUCAGCAUGGGACUGUGUGGCAUGUCCGGUAGUGACAGAUGUCUGGACAAUCCCUCCCUCUUUCCCUCCCUCCCCCUCUCUCUCGCUCUCUCUCUCCCUCCCCCACGUCUGUGUCAGUCUAAGUCAUGCAACAAUAUAUCAGUGUGGUAUUAUAUGAGGUGGCAUCUCGCUCCUGACUCGUGCCAACAGCUCUAGUGGAACAAUCGUCCCACAGGACACAGAGACGCUGACCGAGAUAAAGGUCUUCUAAAAUAAGACCACACAAGAGGACGCUGCUCCGGCUGCUUCCUGUGUCCUUCGUUUGAUAGUUGAUGGUUAAGUCGACGAUGAGGUUCAGAAUGCAAAGUCUAAGUGUGCACUAACUAGGUAGUGAAUGUGUAGUGUUGGAUUAAUAAAUCAAUUUGACAUUAUUUGAGUUGCAAAGCUCCAAAAUAACGAGUUAUACUUCUAUAUGAUUUUUUUUUUUUGUUUUAUUUGCAUGUUAAAUUAAUUAAUGUUUGUUUGGAAAAUGAUUCUGCUAAAGGCCUUACAUUUCACUCAUGUUGCUCUGCCACUAAAUCAGAUUUGAGUGGAGAAUUUCAUAAUGGUUUCAAUACAGUUUCAGGGCGUUUUACGGCCCUGCAAUGUACAUGUUUUGGCACAACAGUGUAGAUAGAACAAUAAUCUGAGUAUUUUCCUAUUAAAUCUUUGAGUUGAUGUAGAAAACAUAAUAGUUUAAUCCAUUAAAUUCUAACGCAGAAUAAACAGUGACAUUCCAGCUGCUAAAUGCACAAACUCUGUGGCUACUGUUGUGUCUGCAUUAGGUGCACCAACUAAGAAAGUUUUGUGGAUCAGGAUUUGAUGCACAAAGUUUUCUUCUCAAAUAGGUGUAAAAUCUGUUGUAUUUGUUCUCUGUGAGUGAGGUAAAUAAAGACAAGUCUGCAGAAUUUCACUUGGAGCAAUAAACAAACAAACAAACAAAGAAAAUGGUUGUAAAAGGAGAUAAACUGUCAAACAGGAGUGAAAUGAUUUGGCUUCUGCUGUCAGUAAAAACAGAUGCACUUCA